This is a messenger RNA of Capronia epimyces CBS 606.96, 939 nucleotides long. RefSeq lists its product as uncharacterized. Lineage: Eukaryota; Fungi; Ascomycota; Eurotiomycetes; Chaetothyriales; Herpotrichiellaceae. The coding region runs from base 1 to 939 and encodes 312 amino acids. The transcript is spliced from 2 exons. The record is from RefSeq and is a predicted model, not a curated record.
AUGUCAUCUUCCCGCAAGCGGUCGGCCCGGGCCGUAUGCUUGGACCAUGGAUUCGGCACGAAUGUCAAGCAGAAAAAGCCCCGGACAAGAUCUGUCUCCCCCAGUCCUCCGCCGUCCGAGGAGGUUUCGCAAUUUCCAUCUUCGCCAGACCACCCUCCAUCAGGCGAUACACCAGAUCAACGUGACGCAUCCGACUCUGUUACACCCGCUUCCACAGCCGCAGAGAGCCUGGUCAGCCAUGGCAUCGAGUUGGACUCUGUCACAUCCUGUACAAGUAGUCAGCCCGCCAAACAGGAGCCCAAUUUGGAAGUAUGCUACGGCACGAUUUAUGGUGUUCAUGUUGCUCCGUUGAAAAGACGGAACCGCUCCACGGAUUCUAACAUAUCCUUCAAUAACCCGGAUAAGCCAUGGAGAGUCCGUUUUCGCUCCGGGGCUGUCAUUCUCAUCAAUGAUGUGCUGGACGAGGUUGCUCACCUCGAUAUGCAUCACUCCCCCAUUCUUACUCGCCUACGCCAGAAAGUGCCCAUGCUCAGAUGUGAUGUUUACACCAUCCAAGACAAAGAUAUCAAGCCACGCAGGCCAAAGAACUCUUCGCAUCAGGUCCUUGAAGGUGUUGUCAACGUGUACGGAGAUGAAUCUCAGGCUGACAUUGUGGCUACUGAACUCGACAAGGACGGCAUAUUCCUACAAGAACCAUCACAUCUAGACAAAGCCAUUCUUUACGUGAAUCCUCAAGUCUACACAGUUGACGAAAACAACACAACCCCUCUAUUUAUGCAGCAAGACCACGACAAGCAAAGGGAUUUCGAGGGCAGAAUCGCUGCCAUCAUCAAUGAGCGCAUCACGUUCGAUCAAGAUCAUGACUUUGUUCAAGACAGGAGGAUUAUAUCAACGCUCAAACCGUAUGUGACCUUUGGCUCCCAUAGUGGUCACGGCUGA